CAGGAAGCGCGUCUCUUAGAUCGACGUACCAGUUACAGCCCACCCCUGAGACGUAAAACUCUCUCCCAACGUUUCAACGCUCAAGUCUAUCAGUGUUAGCUCGUGGCCAACUUGACCACCCGAGACAUGGCCGACAACCUCGCGAACCCCAAGGUGGCUAUCAUCACUGGCGCCUCGUCCGGCGUUGGACGAGCCACGGCCAUCGCACUUGCCGAAGCAGGCUGGUCGAUCUCUCUCUUCGCCCGUCGCGCAGACAAGCUCCAGGAGACCAAGCAGCUCUGCAAGGAUCCCUCCAAAGUGCUCCUCGUCGAAGGCGACGUCACCAAAGAGGACAACGUCUCGGCGCUCUUCCGUGAGACCGUAAACCACUUUGGUCGCCUGGAUGUGCUCUUCAACAACGCCGGCAUCGGCUCCCCUCAAGUCCCGAUCGAAGACGUGUCGCUCGAGACUUUCCAGAUCGUCCUCAACGUGAACCUCGUCGGGACGUUCCUCUGCACCCGCGAGGCCGUGAAGAUCUUCAAAUCGCAGGUCCCCAAAGGAGGGCGCAUCAUCAACAACGGCUCCAUCUCCGCCUACACCCCGCGCCCGUUCUCGUCGCCCUACACCUCGUCCAAGCACGCCGUGCUCGGCCUCACGAAGUCGACCCUCCUGGACGGCCGCGUGCACAACAUCACAUGCACCCAGAUUGACAUCGGCGGAGCGAAGACGGGCAUGUCGCCUCCCCCACAAGGCACGCUCCAGCCAGACGGCAGCUACUCCCAGGAGGCGACGUUCGACGCGAAGCACGUCGGCGAGGCGAUCGUGCAUGUCGCGAGCCUUCCGCUGGACGUCACCGUGCUCACGUUCAAUAUUAUGGCAACGCGGAUGCCGUUCGUCGGGCGGGGUUGACAGAAGCGAAGGUCGAAGUACCAAGCAGUAUAGCAUACAAUCUGUCUUACAUACCUCACAAGAACUACAACGACUUUAAUGCUGAACGCGCCACAUCGCCGUCUGCCCCUCCGCCUGAGCCACACAGCUCCCCCUAUCCGCCGUCGGCACAUAUCCGUCCCCACAUUUCUCGACGACACACCGGCCCUUCCGGCACCCCACAUCGUCCGCGAACGGGAUCGCGCUGCAGUCCCUGCCCCCGUCCGCCGACGGCUCCCCGAAAGGCGACUCGUUCAGCGCACACCCGCCACAGCUCUCCAGCGCGUUCUGCACGUCGACGCACUCGUAGCCCCGGAGGAAGCCGCGCCCGCCGGACGCCGCGCCGUACAGCGGGCAGCUCCUCGUCCCGCGCGGGCACACGUCGCGCCUCACGUUGCGCCGGCGAGCGGCAGGCGCGUGCGUGGGGCUUCCGCCGGUGUUCGCUGGGGGCCGACGUCAGUCAGGCAGGCCUGAGAGAGAGUCAAUCGAAACCGGGGCUUACGGCAGGUCCCUGCGCUCGACUCGGUGCAGCUCGAGAGGCCCCCGUUGGGCUUGCUGCUGCACUGCGUGCUCGCGGUCGCGCCGGCGAGCGAGGACGCGCCGCUGACUGGGCACUGGGCGCAGUGCGGCUGCGCGGUUUGGUCCUACGGAGCAUUUAUGCGUGAGAACGAACGAAUGCGACAGGGAUCGCCCGGCUCCCGCACGACCUACGUUGUAAAAGCCAGAGCAACUAUUUUCAGAAGGACGUGAGCCAAACGCGCCGCUUCACCAUCGCUCGGAGCCACACCGCACUCACCACAAGCA
Dichomitus squalens LYAD-421 SS1 is the source of this 1710-nucleotide messenger RNA. Its product is annotated as short-chain dehydrogenase/reductase SDR. The transcript is spliced from 8 exons. NCBI's taxonomy places the organism in Eukaryota, Fungi, Basidiomycota, Agaricomycetes, Polyporales, Polyporaceae. The coding region runs from base 127 to 888 and encodes 253 amino acids. The record is from RefSeq and is a predicted model, not a curated record.